GCAAAAAGUAUGGUGACCGGUUCCCUUCAAAUAAAGGCAACUGUGAAUAGGAAAAGAGCAGAGAGGCAUUAUUCACAUUGAAAGAUAGAAGGAGAAUAGCAGGUAGGGGAAGCUACUGAGGGGAGCAGGCAAGCUAAAACCAGUGACAGAGAGACAUACAGGAGAAGACAGAGAUAGGCCAUGGGUGUAGGGAAUUAAAUAUAUAGGAAAAGCUACAGCAGCAGAGGCCCUGUCAACAGUGUGGAAAAUCUGCCAUGUCCAUGUGGUGAUACAAUUUGAGUUCAGACAUUUCCCCAUAUGUCCACAACUCCACAUAGCUGCUAGGCCCUACCCUGCACUUAAAAUCUUGUAUAAAUACUAAGAGAUUCUUUACUUUCUUGCUAUGAUUUUGAAGUGUUUUGUAUCCUUACAAACCCCCAAAAGCCAUCUGACUAAUGGGGACUUAAAGGGGUAAUCCAAACGUUUCCAAAUUAACUGGUGCCAGAAAGUUAUACAGCAGUGUGCUGCUGUAUUCUCCUGUUCCUGCAGCAUUGAUGGCUGAAGAUGGAUGGCCCGGACCAGCUCACCCUUCCACAACUGGGGAAACAAAAGGCAGACAACAGGCGUGUGCGAAGAAGUGGGACUUCAGGAAACUGCAGCGCGAGCUCCAGUGUGGCUGGGACGUCAGGGAGGAGCUGGAGGAGACCAAAAAGAGCUUGAAAAGGCACUUUGAGGAGGAAUCCAAGCGAAUCGUCUUUCGUUCCAAAGUUGAGAACCUGGAGAAGGGUGAGAAGUGUAACUCUUUCUUUUUCAGGAAGCUCCUUGCUGGCCACACGCCCCUGACUGAGCUACGAGAUGAGACCGGACACAUGAGGAGUGGCAAGGAGGAAGUGAUGGGGGUCAUCUCCGACUUCUACAGCAACCUCUACGCCCCCAAGUCAUCCGACCCCGAAGCCGCCGAGAGGUUCCUGUCAGAGCUCUUCGCUGAGACUAUCCGGCAGAAUGGAGAGAUCAGAGGGAUCACCGCACCAGGACCAGAUCGCUACGAGGUCAAGUGCUCGCUCUACAUGGAUGACGUGACCGUCUUCUGCGCUGACCAGCGUUCGGUGACUGCGCUCGUCCAGACCUGCGAGGACUUCGGCAGAGCUUCGGGGGCAAAAGUCAACUGCGGGAAGUCGGAGGCCAUGCUCUUUGGGGAAUGGCACCUGGCUUCUUCCGCCCCCUUCCCCUUUACAGUUAUGACGGACUUCAUUCAAAUUCUUGGAGUCGGGUUCGGGAAGGAAGGAGCGGCCCUUAAGUCUUGGCAAGACCGACUAGGAAGGAUAAAUUUGAAGAUCGGACUGUGGAGCUCCAGAAAGCUCUUGAUGGAAGGCAAGGCACUUGUCCUGCGGAGUGAAGUUUUGCCUGUGCUCCAAUACACCACACAGGCCUGGCCUCCCCAUACCACCGUUUGCAAGGCCAUCACCCGGACAGUGUUUUGCUUCAUCUGGGGCAAAAUGGACAGAGUCAAGAGGACUGUGAUGUACAAGGAGCCUGCAAGGGUGGGAAGGGUAUACCCGACAUCCCCACUCUGCUGAGGGCCU
Hyla sarda is the source of this 1562-nucleotide messenger RNA. RefSeq lists its product as uncharacterized. Lineage: Eukaryota; Metazoa; Chordata; Amphibia; Anura; Hylidae. The record is from RefSeq and is a predicted model, not a curated record. Bases 534 to 1556 code for a protein of 340 amino acids. The transcript is spliced from 4 exons.